CAAGUUCAUUCGCAGCGGACAUCGAUCGGGCGCGCUAUCGGCUGAUUCGUAGUGAUCGAGUGAUUUUGCAUUCCGGUGAUGCAUUCUACCAAUUACCGUUUUAUUGGCAAAUGUCCGCGUGAGACGGUUUGUGAUCCUAGUCAAUUGGAUGGAUUUUCCUUUCGGUAGUAGGAACAGUGUUAAUAUUUGUUUUGUGCAAAGUGCAGCAGCACAUCCGUGUAGAUACGCGAAACGUGCUUGUGAUGUGAUUGUUACACGAUUGAUUUGAUUCUCGUAUUGCCUGAAUGCAGAAUAUCUUCCUGUCAAGUCGGUAGUAGCUGCAGAGAAAACUGAUUCAAGGUUGUCAUACAUCAAGGAUAUACUGGGCAUUUGAGUGUGGAAUCAGUAGAAUUCGAAUGAAGAGUAUAUUAUAGCGUCGAUGUAAAUUAAAGAAAAAAUCAUUUUACGAUGCACGGAGGGUUCGAUCCAGACAAGAAUGAUUCCGCUUCCCUGCGAGAAAAGGUCAAGGUUUCAAAAAAUGAAAAAUGGCGAAUCCUGAAAAAUAUCACCACAGUUUCCUUUGCGUUCAUGGUACAGUUCACAGCUUUCCAGGGAACAGCUAAUCUACAAUCGUCAAUCAAUGCCAAAGACGGGUUGGGAACAGUUUCGCUCAGUGUAAUCUAUGCCGCAUUGGUGGUAUCCUGUAUAUUCCUGCCUACACUCGUGAUAAGAAAACUAACCGCCAAAUGGACACUGUGCGCGAGCAUGCUUUGCUACGCUCCAUACAUCGGGGCCCAGUUUUAUCCAACAUUCUACACGCUAGUUCCAGCCGGAGUGUUGGUCGGUCUUGGUGCUGCACCUAUGUGGGCCAGUAAAGCUACCUAUUUGACGCAGUUGGGUCAGGUUUAUGCGAAGCUCACUGAGCAAUCUGUCGAGGCUAUAAUCGUGCGAUUCUUUGGUUUCUUCUUCUUGGCUUGGCAAACAGCUGAGUUAUGGGGAAAUUUGAUUUCAAGCUUAGUUCUAUCUAGUGGAGCUCAUGGAGGCGGAAGCGUGCAUGAUGAUAAUGACACUUUCGUGGAUUCUGCCCUUGAUAAAUGUGGUGCAAACUUUUGUGUGAUUGAAACCUCAAAUAUUGCCAACUUACAGAGACCUCCGGAUUCGGAAAUCUUUGAGAUUUCCGCUAUCUAUCUCUCUUGUAUAAUCGCAGCUGUCGUGAUCAUUGCAUUGUUCAUGGAUCCGCUUUCUCGAUAUGGUGAGAAGCGACGAGGAUCUAUAUCGGCUGUUGAGGUGUCUGGAGUUCAAUUGUUGUCUGCAACAUUUAAACAAUUGAAGAAAGCAAACCAACAACUGUUGAUUUUGAUUACGGUGUUCAUCGGUAUGGAGCAAGCGUUCAUUGGAGCUGAAUUCACUCAGGCCUACGUAUCGUGUGCAUUAGGAAUUCAUCAGAUUGGAUACGUUAUGAUAUGUUUUGGUGUAGUCAACGCCAUCUGUUCGAUAAUUUUCGGAUCUAUCAUGAAGUAUAUUGGUCGGGUGGUUAUUAUAAUACUGGGUGCUCUUGUUCACGGAGGAGUUAUCAUCUAUUGCUUGUUCUGGAAGCCACAUCCCGAUCAUCCACUAGUCUUUUUCGCUAUCGCUGGUUUAUGGGGCGUUGGAGAUGCUGUUUUUCAGACGCAAAUUAAUGGUAUUUACGGAGCACUGUUUCGGCGAAACAAAGAAGCGGCUUUUUCUAACUAUCGACUUUGGGAAUCGUCUGGCUUCGUGAUUGCUUAUGCGUAUUCCACGCAACUUUGUGCGCGUAUGAAGUUGUACAUUUUGUUCGCUGUCUUAGCUCUUGGAAUGUUGGGUUAUGCCAUUGUAGAAAUCCGCCAGGCUGCUAAGGAGCGUCGUUUGAAAAAGCUCGAUGACACUCCAAAACAGCAGCACACAGAAGCAGAGCGGAAAGAGAUUGAAGAUGAUGAUGAAAAGGACGAGUUAGAAGAAGAUAUUGUUGUCACCCACCUGUAAGGUGCUACUCGCAACGUGAUGCCACACAGCGUGGUCGAAUGCUUCUUUUGAAGCAUUGUUGAAUGAUUCCUAUUUAGAUUUUACCUAACAAUUAUUUAAAGCUAAAAAAUAGAUGCAUCGAACAAUAUUUGUGCUAGCGAAAUUGAUCAAAUAGUUGUUAUGUAGUUUAGGCGAGUUAUUCGUUUAUUGUAGGGCAGAAAUACAACAAAUAACAUCUUCGAAAACAGCGCACUCUUUAGUGAAGAUCUUUGGUUUUCAUUUCAUAUCGAACUUGGAAGCUUAAAAACACCAUUGUAGUGAUACUGUGUUGUGCUAAUUAAACAGGGAUAUAUGAACAUCUAAAAUGGUAAAUAGAUCUCAUUCAGGCAAGUUCGAGCUGAAUAAUUUAUAAUAGAGAAUGCAAUUCAAAGAGAAAGUUUAAAUAUAACGCUACAACCACUAGUAAAUCCAGAAUGCCAACGAUGUUAUUAAGACGAAUAUGUGUAAAUAUAGUAGUUCAAAAUUGA
This is a messenger RNA of Malaya genurostris, 2489 nucleotides long. RefSeq names its product UNC93-like protein. Bases 448 to 1983 code for a protein of 511 amino acids. Gene Ontology annotation, molecular function: potassium channel regulator activity. Gene Ontology annotation, cellular component: plasma membrane; striated muscle dense body. Gene Ontology annotation, biological process: regulation of potassium ion transport; regulation of muscle contraction. The transcript has 9 exons. The record is from RefSeq and is a predicted model, not a curated record. NCBI's taxonomy places the organism in Eukaryota, Metazoa, Arthropoda, Insecta, Diptera, Culicidae.